This is a messenger RNA of Triticum turgidum subsp. durum (durum wheat), 474 nucleotides long. Lineage: Eukaryota; Viridiplantae; Streptophyta; Magnoliopsida; Poales; Poaceae. The record is from the annotation of a GenBank genome assembly.
AUGUCGGGCGACGCGGCGGAGGCGCAGAGAGCGAGGGCCGCCAACGGCAGCGGCGGCGGCGGCGGCGGGAGCAGCAACCGGAUUCAGGUGUCCAACACCAAGAAACCCCUCUUCUUCUACGUCAACCUCGCCAAGAGGUACAUGCAGCAGCACGGCGAGGUCGAGCUCUCCGCGCUCGGCAUGGCCAUAGCAACGGUCGUGACAGUGGCAGAGAUUCUGAAGAACAAUGGUUUCGCAUUCGAGACAAGGAUUAGGACAUCUACUGUGGAAAUCAAGGAUGAGAUGAGAGGGCGGCCAAUCCAAAAGGAUAUCAUUCAGAUAUUGUUCUUUUUACCCCAACAUUCUUCCCCGGGGAAUAUUUACGUUGAAUGUUUUGCGCAGAUUGAGAUAGUGCUGCGGAAGAGCGAUAAGUUUGAUGAGUUGAUGGCCACAGCUGCGGAGGAGGCAGCAGAAGACGAGGAGGAGCAGACCUAG